Molecule: messenger RNA, 2376 nt
Organism: Closterium sp. Yama58-4
Lineage: Eukaryota; Viridiplantae; Streptophyta; Zygnematophyceae; Desmidiales; Closteriaceae
Source: the annotation of a GenBank genome assembly
AUGGUGCGACAUAUCUGUCACGGUGUCAGCUCGCAGCGCGUCAUCAGAUCACCAGCGCUGAACUCUAACGUAUCGCUAAUUUCUCGCCGAUUAAGCAGCUUUCCUCGUGUUGGUUCUGGAAGGAGCAUCUGGCUGGGAGCGUCGUCGAAUUCGCUGAGCUCGCUCGUGACUCGACCGUUGCUCGGCUCACGCCACGCGAAGCCGUGCUCAGUGCAUUCCGGCGUUAGACCAGUACGAACUCUUGCGUCUCUGGUGAGCAAUGAGGGAGCUGCAGGGGAGGACGUGUUUCCCUCCGUUCUUCCCAAGGCCUUUGACUUCUCUGCAGAGGAGAAAAUCUAUGCCUGGUGGGAGAGCAGUGGGUACUUCAAGCCAGACGAGUCUGCUCUGCAGUCAGGCGCUGCUGCUGCUGGUAGUGACGGCGGUGAUAAGGCUGACAGCAGCACCACUCCGUUUGUCGUCUCCAUGCCCCCCCCCAACGUCACUGGCGCUCUGCACAUGGGCCAUGCCAUGUUCGUCACUCUCGAGGACAUCAUGACUCGAUUCUGGCGCAUGAAGGGGCGUCCCACCCUCUGGCUGCCAGGCACGGACCAUGCAGGCAUCGCCACUCAGCAUGUGGAGCAUGUGAUUGCAAUCAUACUCCCCUCCACUUUGUGCCCCUCCCUUCGCCCUUCACAGUUGGUGGUGGAGAAGAUGCUGGCGUCUGAGGGGAUUAGCCGGCAGGAGCUGGGGCGAGAAGAGUUUGUGAAGCGCGUGUGGGAGUGGAAGGAGAAAUAUGGUGGCACAAUCGCAAAGCAGAUCCGCAGGCUCGGCGCCUCCUGUGAUUGGUCGAGAGAGAGGUUCACUUUGGAUGAUCAACUCAGCAAGGCCGUGGUGGAGGCGUUUGUCCGCCUGCACAACAAGGGGCUCAUCUACCGCGGCACGUACAUGGUCAACUGGUCUCCGUUUUUACAGACCGCUGUGUCAGAUCUGGAGGUGGAGUAUACAGAGGAGCCGGGCACGCUCUACUUCUUCAAAUACCCCAUCGCUGGAGGCACAGAGGACGACUAUCUACCAGUAGCCACGACAAGGCCAGAGACCAUUCUGGGCGACACAGCAGUGGCCGUACACCCAGAGGACGAGCGCUUCAAGCAGUAUGUGGGGCGGCAGGCCGUGGUGCCCUUGUGUGGCGGCAGGACCAUUCCCAUCAUUGCCGAUGAUUACGUGGACAUGGAGUUUGGAACAGGGUGUCUCAAGAUCACCCCCGGUCACGACAUCAACGACUAUGCCAUCGGGCAGCGCCGGGACCUCCCCAUUAUUAACAUCCUCAAUAAGGACGCCACACUCAACGAAAAUGCAGGGGCCUUCUGUGGUUUGGAUCGGUUUGAGGCUCGGAAGCAGGUAUGGGAGCAGCUGGAGAAGGAAGGCCUGGCGAUCAAACAGCAGCCACACGUGCAGCGGGUGCCACGCUCGCAAAGAGGAGGCGAGGUGGUGGAGCCGCUGGUGAGCCGGCAGUGGUUUGUGCGCAUGCAGCCACUGGCAGCACGGGCACUGGAAGCAGCAAGGACAGGCGAACUCACCAUCAUCCCAGAGAGGUUCGAGAAGAUCUACGAGUUUUGGCUGGACAACAUAAGGGAUUGGUGCAUCAGCCGGCAGCUAUGGUGGGGCCACCGCAUUCCUGUCUUCUACCCCUCCUGGGACAACGCCCUGCCCGCUCCCCUCCCUGGGAAGGGCGGUGAGGGUGCUGAGGAGGGGGUGGCGGAGUAUGUGGUGGCUGGGACCGAGGCUGAGGCCCGGGAGAAGGUUCGGGAGAGGUUCGGGGAUGAGGCGGCGGAGACAGUGCGAUUGGAGCAAGACCCUGAUGUGCUUGACACGUGGUUCUCUAGUGGCCUGUGGCCGUUCAGCACGCUGGGUUGGCCCAACGAGUCAGCAGAGGACUACCAGAAGUUCUACCCCACCUCGGUCAUGGAAACAGGGCACGACAUCUUGUUCUUCUGGGUGGCGCGUAUGACCAUGAUGGGGCUGGAAUUCACAGGCAAACUGCCCUUCCACACCAUCUACCUGCACGGGCUCGUGCGUGACGCACAGGGGCGCAAGAUGUCCAAGUCACUAGGCAACGUGGUCGACCCAUUGGACACCAUCAAUGAGUUUGGCACCGAUGCCCUCAGAUACACCCUCGCCACCGGCACCACCCCCGGACAGGACGUGAAUCUGUCUAUGGAGCGUCUGGGCGCCAACAGGGCGUUUGUGAACAAGAUAUGGAACGCGGGGAAGUUCAUUCUGCAGAACCUUCCUGGCAAGGACGACGAGAAGCAGUGGCAGCGCCUGGGGCAAGUCAAGUUUGACACUCCCGAGGCGCUCGCUGCCCUCCCAUUGGCCGAGAGAUGGCUGGUGAGCUGA